AGCAAAAUUUUCCAGCUAGAUGGUGAUAUGUUGAGGGGUUUCGAGCUUCCAGGUCCCACGCUAACUGAUCCAGACACAUCAACCUUGGAAAUUGAAGAAGUAUUAAGUAUACUGGUAUGGCAACUGGCACGGGCUCUCCUUGUGGCGCAUGCAAGUUUCUCCGGCGGAAGUGCGGUGCGGAUUGCAUCUUUGCGCCGUAUUUCCGGUGGGAGCAGUUGGGGGCUGCUAAAUUCGCAGCCAUUCACAAAGUGUUCGGGGCUAGCAAUGUAUCCAAGCUGCUGUCGAAUGUUCCCGUCCAUGAUCGCUACGAGGCAGCUUUAACCAUUGCUUACGAAGCUCAAGCAAGGAUCAAAGAUCCUGUCUAUGGCUGCGUCGCCCAUAUCUUCGCUCUGCAACAACAGGUGGCUUAUUUGCAAGCUCAACUGCUGCAAGUAAAGGGUGAGUUAGCCCAAAGGACGCUUAAUGUGAAUUCAAGAAGGGGUGAAAAUGAUUGGGUAAGAGGAACUGGUUAUGCUUACAAUACAGAGGGAGAUGGUUUUCUGGAGAUGAUGCAAAGCAGUAGUCGGAAGAGAGCUUCACAAUCUGACCUGGGUGAGCUGCAAGCCUUAGCUUCUAGAAUGAUGAAAAACUGAUAGAUAUAUCAAAAUCCCAUCCAAACUCAUAUCAUCACCAUCGAUCAUCAUCCUUGUUCUAUAAUCAUGUGUGUAAAUUCACAGACUAUAUAUUUACAAAUAAUUAA
Ipomoea nil (Japanese morning glory) is the source of this 739-nucleotide messenger RNA. Its product is annotated as LOB domain-containing protein 16-like. Gene Ontology annotation, cellular component: nucleus. The transcript is spliced from 3 exons. The coding region runs from base 117 to 632 and encodes 171 amino acids. NCBI's taxonomy places the organism in Eukaryota, Viridiplantae, Streptophyta, Magnoliopsida, Solanales, Convolvulaceae. Gene Ontology annotation, biological process: hormone-mediated signaling pathway; positive regulation of DNA-templated transcription. The record is from RefSeq and is a predicted model, not a curated record.